AUGAAACUCAUCCAGUUCCUCAUCGCAUCAAUCCUCCCCUUCAGCAUCUUCGCCAUGCCCAACCCUGCGCCUGCUGCAUCCCCCACUGUCGACGAGACGGUCGUAGCCGUCGAGGCUGUCGAGGCCGUGGGCUACAGCGAGAAGCGCGACGAGCCUAGCAAGCUGUUUGCGCGCGACCGCGUGUGCCGCAUCAACGGCAGCGGCCGCGUCAACUGCCGCUCCUGCCCUAGCACGUCGUGCUCUGCGCCGUACUACGUGGUUGGGGGCAGCUCCUACAACUUUGACUGCGCUGCGGCCGGUGAAUGCGUCACCAUCGGCGGCGUCACGAACUGCAACUGGGACCGAACUGUUGCUGAGGGCUGCUACGUCUCUGCGUACUACACCGAUUCGGGCUGUACAGUCGCCAACCUUGGACGGUGCUGA
Messenger RNA from Lasiosphaeria miniovina, 423 nucleotides. RefSeq lists its product as uncharacterized. The transcript has 3 exons. Lineage: Eukaryota; Fungi; Ascomycota; Sordariomycetes; Sordariales; Lasiosphaeriaceae. The record is from RefSeq and is a predicted model, not a curated record. Bases 1 to 423 code for a protein of 140 amino acids.